Molecule: messenger RNA, 549 nt
Organism: Pieris macdunnoughi
Lineage: Eukaryota; Metazoa; Arthropoda; Insecta; Lepidoptera; Pieridae
Source: the annotation of a GenBank genome assembly
AUGUCUUAUAUAGAGGAAGAUAACAUGCUCACUGCCCCAUGGGUAGGUCAAACAUCAUAUAAAAACGGUUUAACUAUUGUUGUUCUUGCUGUAAACCGUGAUAUAGUUGAGAAUAUAUCAGAAGCUUUGAUCCACGUUCAUAAAAAAGAAGACUUUCAGUGGAAAAUUAUUGUUCUACGCUGUAUAGAUUUGGAAAGGAUCAUCAGUCAGUCCGAUAUUACAGGAAGGGUUGGAAUAGAUUUCAUGGUCAUUGCUAUAGAUUUAAGCGCCGUUUUUUGUAUUGAAUGGGUAAGGAAAAUGCUAGAUAAAGUUCACCCAGAUUUAAAAAUGCGUCGAGUGGUAUUGGUGAAUCCUUGUGGGCUCUCUGUUGAUUCAAUGGCUGUGAAUACAAGUGAUGUUUUAUCAUUUUGUAAAGAAAACAAAUUAGAAAUGAUAAACGCAAAUGUUGCUAAAAAGGAUGAAGCAGAAUAUUUAGCUCAGAGGUUGUUGAAUUUUAUUGGAGCAUCAAUUGGUUACAAAACAGGAAUACCUAAUCUAAAUAUAUUAUAA